UCUUUCCUCACCUCUCUCUUUCUCUCUCUCGCCACUAUUGAGCGAGAAACAGAGAAGGGAAAAGAAAAUAAGGUAACCAUAAAACAAAAAAUAUAAAAAAAGAAAAAAAAAAAAGAAAUCGAAGGCCAAUACCUUAAUCAAUUCCAUAAAUUCUGAUCGUCUUCGUUUUCGUCUUCCUUCAACCAUUUCUGGGUCAAAUCGAUCGCAGAUUUUGAAAAGCUCAGAUUCAGCCUAUCAAAUGGCAAUAGUCAAAUUACAACGACGAGGCUUUCCUCUUUGACUUUUUCUAUCAAAUUUAUUAAUAUUAGUCUUUUGGUUUAGGGUUUCUACGAAUGAGAUAAUUCUCUUCUUCUUCUUCUUGUUCUUUCUUCAUCAUCGACGUGGUCAUCGUAUUCUUCUUUUUCUUAUCUCAACGGAGUUUCGCCUUCGAAGGAUUUUGUUUGGUUGAUUGAUAGGGUGAUGAUGUGUAUAUGAUGGUUCUGGUUAGGGUUAGGGCAUCUGCGCAGAUGGAAGCGUCCGGUAGUAAUUCCGAUACGUAUAGAGGUUCUUCGGGAGGGAGUAGUACAAGUAGUAGUAAUUCCAGGAGAUAUGGAAUGCUAUCGGCUUCGAGUAUUAUCCAGGCACCGAUUUCUGCCUUGUUAGAGUAUUCGGGUCUUUUACGAACCGCCACCAGGUCAACUCACCAAGAAACGGACCCUUUGAUUACCGGUUCUGGUGGGAUUCAGAAUAACCAUAGGCUUGAUGAUUCUACAGCGUCUGCGGCAGCUAAUAAUGGGGAGGUUGCUAUUAGGAUAAUCGGUGCAGGGGAACAUGAGCAUGAUAGAGAAGGGUCUGGAUUGGUGGUCGGGCAGUUGGGUGCUCAGAGUGAGGUUUCUGUGCAGCAGCCAAUGCCUGGAAUGGCGUCAGAUGUUCAGGGAGAUUCUAGAAACGAUCGUGGGACCGGAGAAGGUGCUACUCAGCAACCUUCUAAUGCAAGUGGGGAUGGGGAAGCUGCCGAUGGAAGUGGGGCUAAUGGAAGGGAUUCUUCUUACCAGAGAUAUGAUAUUCAACAAGCUGCCAGAUGGAUUGAGCAAGUCCUUCCUUUCUCUUUGCUUCUAUUGGUCGUCUUCAUCCGCCAGCAUUUGCAAGGAAUUACAGGUUUCUUUGUUACAAUUUGGAUUGCUGUUGUCAUGUUCAAGUCAAAUGAUAUCCUAAGGAAACAAACGGCUCUGAAGGGGGAGAGGAAAAUCUCAGUCUUGAUUGGCAUCUCCCUUGCGUUCACGCUUCAUGUGGUUGGUGUUUACUGGUGGUAUCAGAAUGAUGACCUUUUGUAUCCAUUAAUCAUGCUCCCUCCCAAAUCUAUACCACCCUUUUGGCAUGCCAUUUUCAUCAUCAUGGUCAAUGAUACUUUGGUCAGGCAGGCAGCAAUGGUGUUCAAAUGUAUUCUGUUAAUGUAUUACAAGAACAGUAGAGGCCGGAAUUAUCGUAAACAGGGUCAAAUGCUAACUUUGGUUGAAUAUCUGAUGCUGCUCUACCGUGCGUUAUUGCCAACACCAGUUUGGUACCGUUUCUUUUUGAAUAAGGAAUAUGGGAGCCUCUUCUCAUCACUAAUGACUGGGUUGUAUUUGACUUUCAAGCUCACUUCUGUUGUUGAAAAGGUGCAAUCCUUCUUUGCUGCUUUGAAGGCGUUAUCACGUAAAGAGGUACAUUAUGGGGCCUAUGCAACAUCAGAGCAGGUCAAUGCAGCAGGAGACCUGUGUGCUAUAUGUCAGGAGAAGAUGCACGCUCCCAUUCUACUUCGUUGUAAACACAUAUUUUGCGAAGAUUGUGUAUCAGAAUGGUUUGAGAGGGAAAGGACAUGUCCUUUGUGCAGGGCUUUGGUGAAACCUGCGGAUCUCAAAUCAUUUGGUGAUGGUUCAACCACUUUGUUCUUCCAGAUAUUCUAAAUUUUUCUACUGUAAAAAUCGAAAGUAGUUUUUUCUGCUUUAGAGCUCCAAACAGUUACUGAAGCUUGCCUCUUCCUGAUCAGCGAGAGAUAUAUACAGGUAUAUGCGAGACUAUUUGUCUAUGGUUUGUUCAUUAGUUAACCAAGGAAAUUGAACAGAAGCAAGUAGAUGGAACUUGAAUUGGUUCUCUUUCCUUUGUUGUAUUGAGAAAGGUUGAAUGUAACUAAUGGCCCUUAAAAGACAGUUCCUCUUCGGAAUUACACUAUAUUGUCAAUGUCCAUUUACCAUAAAUGAAAGGCUUUUCCCCCCCUCUUUAAGUUGUACAUAUUCUCUUGUUAAUAAGACAUCAAUAAUUGUUAAA
Molecule: messenger RNA, 2286 nt
Organism: Jatropha curcas
Lineage: Eukaryota; Viridiplantae; Streptophyta; Magnoliopsida; Malpighiales; Euphorbiaceae
Product: RING/U-box superfamily protein
Biological process (GO): positive regulation of ERAD pathway
Molecular function (GO): ubiquitin protein ligase activity
Source: RefSeq, a predicted model, not a curated record